UCUUUCUUUGUGUUUCUAAACGUCUCCUCCACGUCCGUCUCCAGUUCCGAGUGUUCACGGCUCCGUUCCACCGGGUCGAGUUCGCGGACUUCUGGUUGGCCGAUCAGCUCAACUCCCUGGUGGUGGUUCUGAUGGACCUGGAGUAUCUCAUCUGCUUCUACAUCUUCGAGCUGCAGUGGAGCAACAGCAAAGGCCUGCUGCCCAAAUUCAAGGAUUCCGGCGACUACGUGUGCCACAGCUACUCGUACGGCCUGCGCGCCAUCAUCCAGUGUCUGCCCGCCUGGUGCCGCUUCAUCCAGUGUCUGAGGCGUUACCGCGACACCAAGAGGGCGUUCCCACACCUGGUGAACGCCGGGAAGUACUCCACCACCUUCUUCGUCGUCACCUUCGCCGCCCUCUACGCCACGCACAGAGAACAAGGACACACGGACGCCGACAUGUUCUUCUACCUGCUGAUCGUCUUCUCCACCAUCAGCUCCUUGUACACGCUGAUCUGGGAUCUGCGGAUGGACUGGGGCCUGUUCGACCGUGGAGCCGGAGAGAACACCUUCCUCCGAGAAGAGAUCGUUUAUCCACACAAGGCCUACUACUACUGCGCCAUCAUAGAGGACGUGAUCCUGCGCUUCGCCUGGACCAUCCAGAUCUCUCUGACCACAAUGACCAAGAUCCACUCGGUGGGCGACAUCGUGGCCACCGUGCUGGCGCCCCUCGAGGUCUUCAGGCGUUUCGUGUGGAACUUCUUCCGUCUGGAGAACGAGCACCUGAACAACUGUGGUGAGUUUCGGGCGGUUCGAGACAUCUCGGUGGCGCCGCUUAACGCCGACGACCAGACGCUGCUGGAGCAGAUGAUGGACCAGGAGGACGGCGUCCGGAACCGCUCAGGCAAGAAGACCUGGAAGAGGUCCUACAGCCUGUCGCUGCGACGCCCCCUGCUGUCCUCCUCACAAUCGAAGAAGGACACAAAGGUGCUAAUUGAAGAUACGGACGACGAGGCCUUCAGCUGAGUCCACAGCGUCGACGUGCACACACACACACACACACACACACA
Molecule: messenger RNA, 1048 nt
Organism: Stegastes partitus (bicolor damselfish)
Lineage: Eukaryota; Metazoa; Chordata; Actinopteri; Pomacentridae
Product: xenotropic and polytropic retrovirus receptor 1-like
Exons: 6
Biological process (GO): cellular response to phosphate starvation; phosphate ion transport
Cellular component (GO): cytoplasm; Golgi apparatus; plasma membrane
Molecular function (GO): phosphate transmembrane transporter activity; inositol hexakisphosphate binding
Source: RefSeq, a predicted model, not a curated record